Messenger RNA from Venustampulla echinocandica, 3213 nucleotides. RefSeq lists its product as uncharacterized. Gene Ontology annotation, molecular function: protein binding; oxidoreductase activity. The coding region runs from base 1 to 3213 and encodes 1070 amino acids. NCBI's taxonomy places the organism in Eukaryota, Fungi, Ascomycota, Leotiomycetes, Helotiales, Pleuroascaceae. The transcript is spliced from 2 exons. The record is from RefSeq and is a predicted model, not a curated record.
AUGGCGGCAGCAAUGGAGACUCACAUGCCACAGCAUGAUGAUCUAAAUUUGAUGGGACUACAAGAACUUGACUCGCAUCUCUCAAUAUUCGAGUCGAAUCCCGGGAGAGAUUCGUCUACUCCGGGUGCCAUGUCAAACUCUGCUUCUAUUUCCACCGCUGAUAACCCCUCCAAUACAAUCAUUGUUGAAACACCUCAAGAUAUAUAUCCACGGAAGGCUCAACCGGAGAUUUAUCUUCAUGGUAACGGUGGAUAUCAUAAAUCGUUAUCGCCCAAUGUUAACCAACCCGAAAGCACCUCGAAGUCCGCAUCUAGGGACAAUGUGCAUCUAAGACCUGAGAGCGUCCGCGAUUCUAUGACUUCCUCAAUGACCACAGAUCUCGACGAGGCUUCAUCGGCCUUAUCCUCAAUAUCGAGUAAAGGAACAUCUCCGACAGGUUUUGAGGGCAGCUCUAGAGAAAAUACAAAUGGUGCUUCGCGGUCUGGAAAACGUCGUCAAAAAUAUGAUGUUCGGCCAAAAGUCUCAAUACCGACUGAUAUUGCUCCCUCGGAGUAUGCAAGACAGUGUAUAGCUGCUGCGGAAUCGUCACGUUUGAAUCCAUACAGCCUACACACAGAAGAACAUGCUAUGCUACGCAAUCACCUCACGCAUCAGCAGGUUACAACUUACCUUAAUAUACGCAAUGGCAUCUUGAGGCUAUGGACGAGAAAUCCCCUCAUUGGCGUUAUGCGAGAGGAAGCUAUUGGGUGUGCCAAGGAUGCGCGGUGGUUUGACAUUGCAGCUACCUGCCAUGAGUGGCUCGUACGACGUGGCUACAUCAAUUACGGCUGUCUCGAGCAUCAAUCUUCCAGCACUGAAAAUAAGAAACCAAGGUCGAAUAAACGAAAGCGGAAAACAGUUGCCGUUAUUGGGGCUGGUAUGUCCGGUUUGGGCUGUGCGAGACAACUGGAAGGCCUCUUCGCUGAAUUCGAGGAUCGCUUUCGGGAGAUUGGUGAGGAGCGUCCACGAGUCAUUGUUUUGGAAGGGAGAGAUAGAAUUGGUGGAAGGGUAUAUUCCCGCCCAUUCAAGUCGAAGCCGCCAAAUCCCACGCUCAGAUAUGGAAGUCGGCAUACUGCGGAAAUGGGAGGUAUGAUCAUCACUGGAUUCGAUCGCGGAAACCCUCUGAAUAUCAUCGUCCGAGGCCAAUUGGCUUUACCAUACCAUGCUCUGAAACCAGAUACGACGAUUUACGAUGCUACUGGCAAGCCUGUAGAUGCCAAUCGAGACCAAUUUGCGGAGAAACUCUUUAAUUACAUCCUCGAUCGUGUUAGCGAAUACAAAUUCAAAAUACCAACGCCGCCAACCGCUAAUGGAGAUAAAGAUCUGUUAGACGCAGGUCGAGACGUAAAUGCGGAGGGCACCAGAAAGAUCAGCGAGCUCGAAGACGAUCCAUCUCUAUCCACCGAAACCACUGCCAGCAACCGGUCUCCACCUAGUGAAGUGCAAAUGAUUCCUAUAGCUUCUGACAGACUUACUGGCCGAGCGCAUGUUGAGCUUGGCAUUCCCGCUGUGCAUACAGCAGCCUAUAAAGCACAAGAAAUUGGCUGGCUUCUACGACCUGACGUAGGGAUUGAGUUUGAUUUAGACCUCGAAACAGCCGUCAGCUCGAAGUAUGCUACUCUAGGCUCGGUAUUUGACGAAGCGAUUCGCCAGUAUACCAGGAUUGUUGACUUUACGCCCCUUGAUUUGCGCUUGAUCAACUGGCAUGUUGCAAACCUUGAAUAUAGCAAUGCUAUCACUUGCAACAAGUUGAGUUUAGGCGGGUGGGACCUCGAUGCCGGCAAUGAAUGGGAAGGCAAGCACACAAUGGUUAUGGGCGGGUAUCAACAAGUUCCCCGAGGCCUUCUGAACUGCCCGCAACCCCUGGAUGUAAAGAAGGGGUGUAAAGUCAAUAAGAUCACCUAUAGUACUGAAAACAGUGCUUCCCCGUCAAAGAUUGAGUGUGAGAAUGGGGAGAUCAUCGAAGCUGAUUGCAUUGUCUCAACCAUACCAUUGGGGGUCCUAAAGCGCCAAAACAUAUCUUUCCAGCCACCGUUACCAGAUUACAAGACCGGUGCUAUUCAGCGCAUUGGCUAUGGGAUUUUGAACAAGCUCGUGCUGGUGUACCGUGAACCAUUCUGGGACCAAAGUCGAGACAUCUUUGGUACUCUACGUAACCCCCCCGAUCGAUUCAGCUUAGACCAAGCGGAUUAUUUCUCGCAAAGAGGUCGUUUCUUCCAAUGGUUUAAUUGCACUAAGACUUCCGGUCUGCCAACUUUAAUCGCUCUCAUGGCUGGUGAUGCAGCGUUCCAAACGGAGAAGACAUCCAACGAAGCCGUCAUCGCCGAGGCGACCGCCGUACUAAAAACUGUCUUUGGCCCAACAGUGCCGACACCAGUUGAGGCGGUGAUAACCAGGUGGGGUCAAGACGAGUUUUCUCGCGGCAGCUAUUCAUAUACCGGACCGAACUUCCGCCCAGAUGACUACGAGGUCAUGGCCCAACCUAUUGGAAACCUUUUCUUUGCCGGUGAGCACACUUGCGGUACUCACCCAGCCACUGUUCAUGGUGCAUAUAUUUCUGGAUUAAGAGCAGCGUCCGAGGUCUUGGAAUCCAUGAUUGGGCCCAUCAAAAUUCCGGAACCUCUUGUCCUACCCAAAGAGUCAUCAUCGAAAAGGAAAUCCGAUGCCCUCCAAGAUGCUAAAACUCCAAAACAAGUGCGCCUUGAGGCCUACGAGAUUGAGGUAUGGAAUGCAAUUUGGACGAAGCUUGGUGACCGGCCUUGGAAACCUGAAAACAAGUAUGCCAAUCCUUACAGGAUGUACAGCAAAGAAAAAUGGGAAGAAGCCAAGAAGAAAUGUGAAGAAGGCCGGAGACCAGGCAAGGGAAAGCCCAUUCCAAAUGAGGUGAAGAAAAUGGUUACCAAGAUGUGGAAGGAAGCGCCAGAAGAAGAGAAGAAACCAUACGUUGAGCGUGCUGAUGUUCAAAAAGAAGCUUAUGCUGUUGCAAUGGCCGAAUACAGCAUUAAAGCAGCAAAAUGGGAUAAAGAUGCUGCAGAAUUCAGAGGGGAAUAUGUGAGAGAGCACCCCAGCAUUCCUGGUCCUGGCGAGGAGGUUGAUAGUCCAGGUAGAAGGCAAAGGAAAGCAAAACGGAUCAGUGGAUAUGCCGAGGAUUCUGGGUCGGACAUCAACGUAUGA